Molecule: messenger RNA, 1596 nt
Organism: Papaver somniferum (opium poppy)
Lineage: Eukaryota; Viridiplantae; Streptophyta; Magnoliopsida; Ranunculales; Papaveraceae
Exons: 12
Coding region: 79-1344 (421 amino acids)
Biological process (GO): protein phosphorylation
Cellular component (GO): chloroplast
Molecular function (GO): ATP binding; protein kinase activity
Source: RefSeq, a predicted model, not a curated record
UGAGGUUUCCAAACUUGGCGCCAUUUGGUUACACAUCUCCAAAGCACCUUGCAGAAGAACAAAUCUCAGAUUCAAUAAAUGACAACUACAGUUCCAUCUCACUCUUCUAGGGUUUCAUUUCUUUAUAAUUCAUUUAUUCAUGGAUCCGUUAAUUUCUCCUCUAGUUGUUUAUUGAACUCGAAUUUGAAAUUUAAAGAACAAAGAAGUUCCCGGAUUUGUAAAGCGUCUUUGAUUACUAAUCCAGAAGAUUUUGAAGUUGGACGCUCCGUCGGAAGUUACGGAUUCAUGAAUAUCACUAGUUACUCGAAAUAUAAUGCUGGGGCCGAAGAUGUUCAGUAUUCAUCCAGUGACGCGGAUAGAUUAAGAGUUCAAGAUGUGGGAGAAGGUCAAGUGAAGAUCAGGCUUUAUGAGGGGAGAAUAACUCAGGGUCCAUCAAAAGGAACACGUGUUAUUUUUAAGGUAUAUCCUGGGCAACGUGCUGGUGGUACUGAGGCAGAUAUGAUGGCGGCAAAUGAGCUAAAUGCUCAUUUAUUUCUACAAAGUGAUCCCAAGGAUAUCUGUAAGAACAUUCAGAUACUUUUAGGGGGGUUCGAGACACAAACAGGGGAACAGUGGCUUGCUUUCCGUAAUGAUGGCAAAUAUAGCGCAGCAGACUAUGCCAAAGUUGCAAGUGACAAAAUAUCAAAGGAUAGUCUUUUAGGAGAACAGAAUAUCUGGAAUCCUUUCGAACAAGAACUAAAAAUAAAACGUCGAAGGUAUUUUGUUCUUCGACUUCUUCAAGGUGUUAUGAAGGGUCUAUCCUGCAUGCAUGAUCAUGAAAGACUACACCAGAGUCUUGGACCUGCUUCUAUUGUUCUGAACACGAUUGUGGAGAAAGAUGCAGCUUAUCUAGUGCCGCGGCUUCGCGAUUUAGCAUUUUCAGUUGAUUUAAGGAAUUCAACCCUAGAAGAAAGUUCUGGAGAACUUUCAGAUGGGCUUUGGAGACGUGCAUCAUCAGCUUCUGCUUUCAGUCCUAAGGAGAAAAGAGCAUUUGGAAUAGCAGAUGACAUCUAUGGAGCGGGUCUUCUUUUUGCGUACUUGGCUUUUUUUCCAUUCUGCGAAACAGGCAUCAUGGAUGCCCAUUCCUUGCAAAGGCUUCUUGAAAACACCUUUCAGCUUGAUCUAGUAGCUGCUAGAGAGUACUGUCUUGCAGAUGACCGCCUGUUAGAAGCUGUGAAGUUUCUUGAUCUUGAUGGCGGUUCUGGUUGGCAAUUACUUCAGGCAAUGCUGAAUCCAGACUUUCGUAAGCGACCAGUUGCAGAAGCUGUAUUGAACCAUCAAUUCAUGAAUGCUGCUGUUUUAUAAAUUACCAAGGCUAAAUCGGAAGGUUUCAGUUCUUUUUCAUUUCCCAACAUUAUCAAGCUGUUUUUCCUAUGUGCCUUUCUUGUUUUGCUGCUUGUGACAAGUCACUUGAGAGUGAAGGUUUUGCCCCCCUUUGUACACCUCACUCACGUAGACCAUGUAUUCUGAAGUCAAUCGAAAUUGGUUAUUGUAUAACAUUUUGAUACUAGAAAUGUACAAUUCAUACACAAGAAAAAGAAGAAAGAUGUUGAGAUU